Messenger RNA from Musca domestica (house fly), 1565 nucleotides. RefSeq names its product ketohexokinase-like. The coding region runs from base 413 to 1369 and encodes 318 amino acids. Gene Ontology annotation, biological process: fructose metabolic process. The transcript is spliced from 3 exons. Gene Ontology annotation, molecular function: ketohexokinase activity. Lineage: Eukaryota; Metazoa; Arthropoda; Insecta; Diptera; Muscidae. The record is from RefSeq and is a predicted model, not a curated record.
UUUUGUGACAGUUUAAGAUUAGCAAACGACGAAAAACGAAAUAUUAAUUUAAAACAAACAAAUAAUAAUUAGUUGUAACAUUUUGAUGUGAUCACACACCUUGAGUAGAUAAAAAGAGUAAAAAUAAAUUAAAAGUUUUUCUAAUGAAAGUGUGGCUUGCCAAUCAAAAAAUAAACUGUUUUUGAGACGUACAAGUAGUUUUAUAAGAAAUUGCAAAGGUCGAAACUUUGCAAUUUGAAAUUAGUUGAGAUCAAUUCAUAGGGGACAGGCGAAAGAAUAAAUUAAAUUUAAUGCAAAUUAAGCCAAACCUGAACCUAGAAAUUAGAACGCCCUCAAAACAACAUUCAUAGAUGACCGAAGUCUUCCACAAAAACUGUAUGCAAAAGAGCUAUUACCAGAUCAAUCGAAGGCUAUGUCGGAAAAACGAGUCCUCUGCGUUGGCAUGUGUGUGCUGGACAUAAUCCAUGUGUGUGCUGAAUAUCCCCAAGAGGACACGGAUAGACGUUGUCAAAAUGGCUAUUGGCAACGGGGUGGAAAUGCCUCAAAUAACUCCACAGUGCUGCGAAAAUUGGGUGCCCCAUGUGAAUUUCUGGGAAUGAUUAGUACAUCACCAGCAUUUCAAUUUCUCUAUGAAGAUUGUCGCCAGCGUGGUAUUCACAUAGAACAAUGUCCAACCACAGCUAUGGAUCCGCCGUUUUCAAGUAUAAUAUUGGUCAAGAGUAAAGGCACCCGAACCAUAGUUCACUCCAAUCCAGGAUUUCCAAUUCUCACAUAUGAAGAUUUUAAGAAAAUCGAUUUAUCGUGGUAUAGUUGGAUACAUUUCGAGGGCCGUAAUGUUGAGGAAACACGGCAAAUGAUUGAAUGGAUUCGUAAGCACAACCAAGAGAUGAAGAAUAAUGAAAUAAAAAUCUCCGUGGAAUUGGAAAAGUUGAACCGGGAUUUGUUUGAAUUAGCCAGCCGAGCUGAUGUAGUGUUCGUAUCUAAAGAUAUUGCCGAACAUAUGGGUUGGAAAACGGCCAAGGAGGCAGUUUAUGGUGCCAAAGAAAUUAUUCAUGACAUGCGGAAGAAAGAAAAAUCAGAAGAUAAUUUCAAAAGGCCAACGACAGAUAUUAUUUGCCCUUGGGGUUCUGUCAGCUCGGAUUGUUUGAGUUCGUCUGGAGAAUAUGACUCGGUUCCAGCAUUCCACGUAAAUGAAGUAGUGGAUUCCUUGGGUGCAGGAGACACAUUUCUGGCAGCAUGUAUCUAUGCUUUACAUUUCCUUAAAAAGCCAUUGAGCCAGGCUGUGCGCUAUGCAAAUCAAGCGGCAGCAUUUAAAAUUCAGCGCAGAGGUUAUGAUGAAAUCGAUCAGUUUCAGAUUAAAGAAAUAUAAUUAUGUUUUGACUUUAAGAAAUAGUUUAAGUUUAAUAUUUUGACAUCAGAGAAUUUUUUUUAGCAACAUUGACAAUAAAGAACAUUCCAAAACAAUAAUUAAAAUGUGAUAAUGAACAAUAACUAUUUAAUAAAUUGUAACUUAAAUAUAAAAAAUUUAAUUUUUUCAAACAAUUUAUUUAAAAUUUCUAAAUUAA